Molecule: messenger RNA, 642 nt
Organism: Dictyostelium discoideum AX4
Lineage: Eukaryota; Evosea; Eumycetozoa; Dictyosteliales; Dictyosteliaceae
Exons: 1
Coding region: 1-642 (213 amino acids)
Source: RefSeq, a predicted model, not a curated record
AUGAAUGCUGCAAGAGCAUAUUUAUAUUCUUCAAGUACAUCAUCUAUUGAAAUUUCCAAUAAUAGUAAAUCAAAUAAUUGUUGCAAUAAUAGUAGUAUUCCAAGUACACCAAAUACUCCAAUUACACCAUUAAAAAAUAAUAAUAUUACUAUUGUUAACAAUAAGACCAAUGAUAAUAAAAUUAAUGAUGAUAAAAUUAAUGAUAAUAAAAUCAGUGAUGAUAAAAACAAUGAUGAUAGAAUUGUAUUAUUCGAAGAAACAUUUUUUUCUCAAUUAAUUCCAUCAUCAAAUUCUUCAUCAAUACCAAUUUUAGAAACAUUUAUGAAUGAUGAAGAGUUUGAAUUUACAUUUGAUGAAUCAAAACCAUUUUGUCCAACAAAUUCUUAUUGUACAUUGAAUCAACAAAAUAAUAAUUCACAAUUUUUUACUGUUCCAAGCCAAUAUGUUACAAAAUCAGUUUCAAUACCAAGUCAUUUUAUAAACAAUACACCUAUUUCACUUUCAAAUAAUAAUAAUAAUAAUAAUAAUAAUAAUAUUAUUAAUAAUAAUAUUAAUAAAAAUAAUAAUAAUAAUAGUAAAGGUUUUAAAAAUAUAUUAAUUUUGAGAAAAAUUUUUACACUAAAAAAAAAGAAAAAGAAAUAA